Molecule: messenger RNA, 1368 nt
Organism: Cucumis melo (muskmelon)
Lineage: Eukaryota; Viridiplantae; Streptophyta; Magnoliopsida; Cucurbitales; Cucurbitaceae
Exons: 2
Coding region: 409-1284 (291 amino acids)
Source: RefSeq, a predicted model, not a curated record
GGAAAUUGCCAAAAAUAGGUUAAAAAAAGAGAUUUAAAUGAAUUUUGGGACAAGUUUUCAAAAGAAAGACUUUUAGGACAAUUUGGGUGUGAAUAGACAAAAAUGCCCUUCAUUAAAUUUCUAUCGCUCUCUAUUGAUUGUUUCGCCUACCCACGUUCGCUUUCCCUUCUCUUUCGCAUAGAACACCUGAAGUAAAAAAAAAAAAAAACAUCUCCUUUCUUUGGCUUUUCAAAUUUCCCGCUCUGCUCUUCGAAGAUACUCCGACUGUUCGUCUGUCGUCGGUCCUCCAGUGCAUUUCGUCGCUUCUCCUUUUCGAACCUAAGAAUCAACUUUGAGCGUGUUCUCUUAUUUCAGUGAGUUUUAUCUGUAACCCAUUUUCAAUAUAUUUGCUUUUUCUUGGCUUGAAUCAUGACAUCGACUUCAACAUCGACCGACGGACCCUUCUACAAGAUUAAUCCUUCCCAUCAUUUUUAUUCCCUAGUAAGCUGUUUGUCUCAUUUGGAAAAGACAACACAUAAUAUUAAGGCCAAACUCAAACCCGAUCAAUUAGCCUUAUUUAGGAAAACAAAGUUUGGGCACUUUUUGGACCUAAAUAUUGUCUUCAAUGGGCCACUCAUCCACUACUUACUGUUAAGGGAGGUGGAAGAUGAAGGAAAGGAUUCUAUAAGUUUCCUACUAGGGGGCGUUGUUUGUACUUUCGGUAGGAGAGAGUUUAACAUCGUAACUGGACUAUGGGGUCCUAAAGAGGACUAUAUUCAGUUGGGUGGGAACAGUCGACUGUUGGAGAAGUUUUUCAAAGACAAGGACUGUGUUUACGUUAGCGACUUAGAAGAUAUAUUUUUGGAAUACGAGGGUGAUGACGAUGAUAUCGUCAAAUUAGCUUUAGUCUACUUUAUAGAGAUAUCUUUGUUGGGAAAAGAUAGGCGAACCAAAGUGGACAUUGGUUUUUUGAAGAUUGCUGAUGAUUGGAAUUCAUUUAAUAAUUAUGAUUGGGGUCGGAUUGUUUUUGUACGCACGCUAAGUGCAUUGAAAAGAGCCUUGGACAAGCAAUAUGCCAAGGGAAAGAAGAAAUCAACACAGACAAAAAAAUAUACUAUCAAUGGAUUUCCGCAUGCAUUACAGGUUUGGGCAUAUGAGUCUAUACCAACCAUCAUUGGAUGUGGUGUAGAUAAAGUAAACGAUCAUGCCAUACCACGAAUGCUGAGGUGGGUGUGCCAACAAUCACCAAAGUCCCAAACUAUAAGCCAGGUGUUUGACUCGCCAAUGGUAAGUAGCAAGCAAUAGUAACUUACUUAAGGAUCGCGUGAUUUUGUGCUUAUUUCUUUGUCCUAAAUACAUUUGCCUUUUUCUAUUUGCAGUUUAUAAUUA